UUGUAGAUGCUUUAUCUUUGAGAUCUCCUCGAGGCCUUCAGAGGCCCUUGCUCUCGUUCUUCUCCGCGAGCUUCGCCAUGGCAUCCCACACCGAGGGCAUCGCCUUGCUAUCCAUGUACAACGACGAGGAAGAUGACGACGAGGAACCGGCCGUACCACCGCCAGAGGACGAUGGAGAUGGAGAUGGUGAUGGCGAUGGAGGUGGUUCGAAGGAAACCGCUGCCGUCCCCGCACCGCUGUCUGAUGGCACACCGACUCCGGAACCUACCCCGCCUGUGGCUCAAUUGCGCACCCCUCUUGGCUCCGAUGAGGAUCCGGACUAUUACAAAUCCCUAAGGAGCCCCACCCCUCCACCGCUGCCGAAGAUCGCCGAAUUCCAGUCCCAACCCACUCCGCCUGUCCGUUUGCCUUCGAGUUCUCCUUCGCCCGCUCCUCCGGUUUUGGAGAAUUUUGAUGGUCGGAGGGCAGCGAAGGGGUCGGUGGCGAUCGUGGACUAUGCUCACGAUGAGAUGGCGUUGUCCCCCGAACCGGAGGAUGAGGAGAUUGGGAGUGGUGGUCGUGUUUUGAUUGAAUCUGAGCGUCCGGUGUCGGAUGGGAACUUUGAGGGUACAACACCAUCAGGGGCAGUUUGUUCUUUACCACCAACUGGGCACUCAGCUCCUCCUCAAUCAUCUGAUUUACCUGAACACCUUUCAUCCAACACAAUGGAUUAUACUGUUACAGAGCCUGAAGUAUCUCAAGACCAAUUAGUCACUGUAGCUUCUGCAGAAAUGCAAAUUGAUGUUGAUCCAUUGAAUAGUUUCCUCCCCCCACCACUGACAAUUCAGUGCCCUGAGGAAUUGCAGGACAAGAUAAACAAGUUUCUGGUGUACAAAAAAGCUGGAAAAAGCUUCAAUGCUGAUUUACGCAACAGAAAGGAUUACCGCAAUCCUGAUUUUUUGCAGCAUGCAGUGAGGUACCAAGAAAUAGAUCAGAUAGGGACUUGCUUCAGUAAAGAUGUGUUUGACCCUCACGGGUAUGACAAAAGUGACUAUUUUGAUGAAAUAGAGGCUGACAUGAAGCGUGAAUUGGAAAGAAAGGAGCAAGAAAGGAAAAAAGCCCAAAAAGUUGAUUUUGUUCCUGGAGGCACACAAACUUCUGCAAUUACUCAAGCAUUAAAGAUCAGCGCACAAAUCCCAGGUGUUGUUGCUCCUGGAUUACAAUCACUUCCUGUGGCUGUUGAUGUGAUUGCAAAAGAUUCCCGGCAGAAUAAAAAGUCAAAAUGGGAUAAGGUUGAUGGAGAUGUUAAGAAUCCACCACUUAGUGGAGCUCAAGAUAAUUUAUCUGCGGUUGGUGUUCAUGCAGCCCAUUUAUCAGCUGCAAAUGCUGGUGCUGGAUACACAGCAUUUGCGCAGCAAAAGAGAAGAGAAGCUGAAGAUAAAAGAUCAAGCGAGAGAAAGUUUGAGAGAAGAUCAUGACUAUUCACCUGAUCAUCAGCAAAAGGGCUUUCAUGUGGUUGCAUGCAAAGAGGAAGAGAAGCUGGGAAAGAUAAAUUUGUGAAACUUUGACAAAAAAUGACAAUGACCUAAUUCUAGUUUCUGGUCAUCAUCAAAAGAGACACAUUCACUCAGUUAUCUUGGUUUUGUAUGAUAGUAGUCAUGUUCUAACCCAUUCUCACGGUUACAUAUUUUUAUCUUUUAUCUUUUAUCUUUUAAUUUUAAGCAUCAACGUGUGCUUGUAUGAUAGAAUUAUACUCAAUAUGACAGAGCAUAUACUGAUUAAUGCAUGACAUUAUUUCAUGAAUGAGAACAUUUAAAUGUAUUAAAAGAGGUUUCUGGUAUUGAA
This is a messenger RNA of Dioscorea cayenensis subsp. rotundata (Guinea yam), 1824 nucleotides long. RefSeq lists its product as uncharacterized. NCBI's taxonomy places the organism in Eukaryota, Viridiplantae, Streptophyta, Magnoliopsida, Dioscoreales, Dioscoreaceae. Gene Ontology annotation, biological process: regulation of DNA-templated transcription. Gene Ontology annotation, cellular component: nucleus. The record is from RefSeq and is a predicted model, not a curated record. The transcript is spliced from 9 exons. Bases 78 to 1457 code for a protein of 459 amino acids.